Galdieria sulphuraria is the source of this 871-nucleotide messenger RNA. RefSeq lists its product as uncharacterized. The transcript has 2 exons. NCBI's taxonomy places the organism in Eukaryota, Rhodophyta, Bangiophyceae, Galdieriales, Galdieriaceae. The coding region runs from base 142 to 834 and encodes 230 amino acids. The record is from RefSeq and is a predicted model, not a curated record.
AUUGAAUUGUAACAGUUAAAAAUUAAGUCAAUGAUUAAAGUUUUUAAUAAUGUUUUCAAUGUUUCAAUUAACUAUAUUAAAUUGUUAUUAUUUUUUCUUUAGGAAUUUAAUAAGAAGAUUAUUUUAGAGUAAAAGUGUAUUAUGAAAGCAUGGAAACAUUAUGUGAACAUUCAAAUUUCAAUCUUUUGUUUUUCGAAUUGGUAUUUUUCAAACACUCUUCCUGUACGGAUUCUCCCAAGAUUUUCAAUUCACACUCAGUCCUCUUUGCACACUGUCCUCAAUUUCAAAUGCCCCCCAUUUCUAAUUUACCCAUUCUUCCCAGCCCGCCACAAUAGCAAUUUUCAAAUCAACACAAUCGCCUUUGGGUUGGUCCCUCUUCAAUUUCCUCGCACCCCUUUUUCCCCAUCCAUUUUCCUCCACCGAAAUUUCCCCUCCCAUCUCCAAGUGGGCCCAUUCUUCCCCAGCCCACUACAAUGGCAAUUUCAAAUCACGAUAACCUUGGGGUUGGCCCCAAUAGGCCCCCUUUCCCCACCCAUUUUCCCCAUCACAAUUUCCCCUCCCAUUUCCAAUCCAAUUUACCCAUUCUUCCCUCAGCCCACCCCCACAAUGGCAAUUUCAAAUCACGAUCACCUUGGGGUUGGCCCAAAUUGGCCCCUUUCCCCACCCAUUUUCCCCCAUCGCAAUUUCCCCACUCUCUCCCAUUUCCAAUUUACCCAUUCUUUCCCACCCCACACCCAGAAUGGCAAUUUUCAAAUCAAAAUUGCGCGGGCCCAUUUUCAAUCGGCCUCUCUUUUCAAAUUGCCCAUCUUUCCCAUUAGCAGAAAAAAUCACUAAAAAUUGUGUAUUGUAUACUGGCGCUCAUCAUAUUUUG